AUCUCUUCAUCAACUUCUUCCCUUCUAUUUAAACGAGCGUUCUUCUUGCCCAUUACUCACUAUUAUCUCACUAAAAUUUCCUUUCCAAACGUCAAGAUGCAAAUCUCUACCCUUGCGACCUUUACCGUCUUUGCCACGGUCGCUUUUGCAAAAAUGCACAACGCAGCUGUCUGCGUUAAGAACAGGCAGCGUGGUAGCACUGGGAAUGGGACACCCUACGGCAUCACUUACGGCUCAUGGACAGAAUACGAGAUCGACACUGCGGGUACCCAGUGUGCCUGCAAUUACUAUAAAAAUCGCAACACCGGCAACAACCAAUGGGACAAAUGCCCCGACUGUCACUUCGAUGGUCUUCAGUGCGUUUCCAAUGCCUGGCAUAUCGGCGGAGACGAGAUAACCUACUACUGCGAGAAGAAGUGCGGUAGUCAGGGAGCCGAGGCGAACUAAAAAUGUGACAGAGGUGAAUGUUUCGACAUCACAACCAUGAUGCUGUAUUUGGAUUCUGCUCUAGCCGCCAGGAUGUGCUCUUGUUUGAGUGUAAUUAGUCUAAAACCAGCAUAAUAAAGUGCGACUGCGA
Messenger RNA from Colletotrichum acutatum, 577 nucleotides. RefSeq lists its product as uncharacterized. NCBI's taxonomy places the organism in Eukaryota, Fungi, Ascomycota, Sordariomycetes, Glomerellales, Glomerellaceae. The record is from RefSeq and is a predicted model, not a curated record. The transcript is spliced from 3 exons. The coding region runs from base 97 to 447 and encodes 116 amino acids.